AUGGCUCAAACCCGCGUACCGCACUUUCAAGAUCCGAAUGGUUCUCCGAUACUUUCCUCCAUCCCGUUUUCUAAAACCUCCACACUUUCUUUCCUUUGAGAAGGAGGGAAGCGAUGGGCACGGCGUCGGAUGCCACGGAACAGCCGGGCCUCAGCGAGCCCACCCCCGACCAAGUCCAGGCCUUGCUAGAGGCUGCUAGAUAUGAUGAUGUUGAAGAUGUGGUAAGCUUAUAUUCCAUGGGUGUUUCUCUUAACUCCAGAGAUUCUCAAGGACGAACAGCUCUUCAUAUGGCUGCUGCUAAUGGGCAUCUAGACAUUGUGGAGUAUCUCAUAAAUAAUGGAGUGGAUGUUAAUGCAGCUAACUCGGAAAAGAAUACUCCCCUUCAUUGGGCCUGCCUUAAUGGUCAUAUUGAGGUGAUCAAGACUUUGAUCCAUAGAGGAGCUAGCGUAAGUGUUCUGAACAGCCAUGAGCGGACUCCAAUGGAUGAAGCAGUGAGUGGAGGAAAGAUGGAGGUGGUUGAUGCAAUCAAUGCUGCUGUAGCCCAAGCUGAACUUAAUGGUGUUAGUGUUUCUUAACAAAGUGAGCUAUGCUUUUGUCUUUCACUUUUUAAAAGGAUUGCUUGCGUUACGGCCGAUGAGUCUGUUUACAUGAACCCAAGAUGCUUUUUCCAUCAGAUAUCAUCGUCAAAUCCACAGUCGACAGCCAUACAUUAGUACACUGAAAAGAAAUUGAUAUGUAUGGUAAACUAGUCAAGGAACUUGUAUGUGUGAUAUAAGAAGUUUGAUUAGCCCAUUUCCUUUGGAAGAUCACUAUGAUGCAGUCUGCAAUAAAAUUUAUCGGUUCUGCAGGUU
Elaeis guineensis (African oil palm) is the source of this 851-nucleotide messenger RNA. RefSeq lists its product as uncharacterized. Gene Ontology annotation, molecular function: ubiquitin-protein transferase activity; protein binding. Gene Ontology annotation, cellular component: BRCA1-BARD1 complex; BRCA1-A complex. Gene Ontology annotation, biological process: protein K6-linked ubiquitination. NCBI's taxonomy places the organism in Eukaryota, Viridiplantae, Streptophyta, Magnoliopsida, Arecales, Arecaceae. The record is from RefSeq and is a predicted model, not a curated record.